CGCGAGCAGAACCGCUCUCUCCCUCCCUGCUCCCAUCCAUGGCGUCCUUCUCGAUCCGCUGCCCCAGUCCCUCCGCCUCCCUCGGAUCCUCUCCGCCACCGAUCCAGGCCCCCCGCCGCCGCCGCAGCACCGACCAGCUCCGAUCGGCCUCGGCCUUGAAUCUAGGGCGCGGGUUCUUCAGCGCGUCGCCGCUUGCUCGUUCGAGUCUCCGGUUUGCGCAGCAGUCUAGUGACUCUAGUCGAUGCCGAUCUCUCGUUUCAAGAGUGAAUGCUCUUUCCAAUGAGGUUUCUGUUGCAGGCACUGAAACAGAUGCAGACGCGGCAAAGAAGGAAAUUCGCCUGCCUGACACAUCAUCCAUUUCAGCUUUCAUGAAUCAAGUGGCGGACCUCGUUGAGUUAGUUGAUUCACGAGAUGUUGUUGAGCUGCAACUAAAGCAGACGGACUGUGAGGUCACCAUCAGGAAAAAGGAUGCUCUCCAGCAGCCGCCUGUUGCUGCUUCCAUUUAUAUGGGGCCACCCCCUUCUCCGCAAGCCAUGCUUCCUCCAGGACCCCCUGCGACACCAGUUCUUGCCCCUGCUGCUUCUAACCCGGUUCUUUCAACCCCUAGUUCCAUGCCAGCAGCUCCUGCUGCAAAGCCAAGCACACCAUCACAUCCGCCACUCAAAUGCCCCAUGGCUGGAACAUUUUAUCGAUCUCCUGCUCCAGGCGCACCACCUUUUGUCAAGGUUGGAGACAAGGUUCAAAAGGGUCAGGUUGUAUGCAUCAUUGAGGCCAUGAAGUUGAUGAAUGAGAUUGAAGCUGAUCAGAGUGGAACUGUGGUUGAGAUACUUGUAGAGGAUGCUAAACCAGUUAGCUUGGACACACCUUUGUUUAUCAUUGAGCCUUAAAGUACCAUGGGUAAAAUCUAAGCCCUGUUGUUCUCCAGUGGAAUCUCUUGAAGCAAUUGAACUGCAGAGCAGACAAAUGCAGCAGACUAGUCACUUAGAUGUAACACUGAUAGUUUCCCGACGGAUGAACCAAUUGACACGAUACUAUGUCAUAGAAAAUCCGAAAAGACAAAAUGAAAUAACUUCAAUAAGAAUGUUGAAGUUGCAGCUUUCUUUUUACUCAAGUAAUUGCUUGCAAGACACUGCCAGUGUCUAUAUUAGCCACUUGAGACUUGAGAGGCUUUUUCAAUAUUACUGUGAAAUGAAAGUAUUAACUUGCAAGUUGCUUCUUAACAGAUGGCUUAAGGAAAU
Rhodamnia argentea is the source of this 1238-nucleotide messenger RNA. Its product is annotated as biotin carboxyl carrier protein of acetyl-CoA carboxylase, chloroplastic-like. Lineage: Eukaryota; Viridiplantae; Streptophyta; Magnoliopsida; Myrtales; Myrtaceae. The record is from RefSeq and is a predicted model, not a curated record. Gene Ontology annotation, molecular function: acetyl-CoA carboxylase activity. The transcript is spliced from 8 exons. Gene Ontology annotation, biological process: fatty acid biosynthetic process. Bases 39 to 887 code for a protein of 282 amino acids. Gene Ontology annotation, cellular component: acetyl-CoA carboxylase complex.